AUGAGCAGCAGCAUCCAGCUUUUUCUUUUCUUCAGCUUCUUCACCACAAGUUUGGUUGUGAGGUCCUGUGCUUUUCCCACUGGUGCUGCUUCCUGCGUGGGAGAUGGUCCGGCUGUUGCUGGUUCUCACUUGAUGAGUUCUGCAGUGAGGGGAGAUUUGGCAGACUAUGGUUUUCUCUUUUCAGUGGAUGGUAAUGUACUAGAUCCUAAUACUCCCUUGGAUCUCUCGACUGGGGUGGCUCACUCUUGGACCUUAUCUGUGGACUAUGACUUCCCUAUGGCCCAGAAGUUUCGAGGAUUCUUGGUACGUCUCAGUGGUGGCAAUACUGCCACACAUGGUGUGGACCAACCUUUGUUGGUAUCAGAAGAUGUCGAGGUACAAGAUGCAGAAGCAUGUUUGGCCUUGGAGGGCGUAAGUGGUGUCACACAUGUCUCCAAUGACCAAAAGGACUGUGUGGGGGGCUCUCUCGUCUUUGAGAUACCCAGUGACAACCUGAUUGUGGAUGUUACUGUGGUGAUUGAAAACCAACACAAAAAAUCCACUUUUCUGUUUAACAGUUUCACCAUUCAUGCUGUGGCUAGUACCAGUUUGGAUCCAUCUGCGGUUGCUUCCGGAUCAAUUUUUGCAAAUGGCUGCAGUGCCAUUGCAGCAGCACAAGAUGAACGACGAUUGCAAUUCCUUGCCAACGAAACCGAGCCGCCCGAACUUCUGCCAACAGUUGUAGAUAUUGUCUCCGUCCACGUUUUCUUGGACACCUUGGCAACUGCGCUACAAUUUACUGGACUACUCGAGGAUGGUGGGCCACUCACUCUCUUUGCGCCAACCAAUCAGGCUUUUGAGGACCCAGCGAUUAAGUAUUUGCUGGAUCCAAAAUGGAUAUUUCAUCUGGAGUCACUGUUGGAGCAUCAUAUCGUGGAAAGAGUUUUGUUUUCCUGGGAUUUGAUCUUGGGAAAUGAAACCUAUACUGCAUAUGGCGAACGUAUCAAUGUGACCAGUCUCAGUCCACCCACCCUCAACGACGAUGCAACGAUUGUUGUGGCGGACAUUGACGCCAGCGAUGGCGUUGUCCACAUCAUUGAUGAAGUGCUCCUGCCUGAAUUCAUGUUGUUUUCAUUGGAGGACGUCUUGAUGCAAAUUCCCCCGAUCUCAAGAUUUUUGUCUCUUUUGGAGCAGACAAAUCUGACGCAGACUCGAGUGACUCUGGCCGCUGGAGGAACUAUAUUCGCUCCCACGAACAAUGCCAUUGACGGUGUUGUGGAAGCCGGGUUCAUUCCAGAAAAUGCAGAUUUCUUAGAGAACCUUUUGUUGUACCACAUGGCUCCUCGGGUUGCUAUCGUGAGUGAAGCCCGAGUCGGCGACAACGUCACCACGCUCGAAGGCUCCAACAUUACCGUCACGGAUACCGGAGCGGAACUCGUCAUCAACGGGGACACAACUGUGUUAGACGCCGACAUCCUCGCUGCCAACGGCGUGAUUCAUAUCAUAGACUCGUUGCUAUUACCGGAUACUAUUCUCUUAACAGCCAGUCCUACCGCAAGACCGUCACCGAGACCGUCACCGGUGCCCUCACCGAGACCAACCACACGGCCCUCACCGAGACCAUCCCUGCGGCCAACAUCACUUCCAACGCCUCUGCCUACGAGCGCACCCACAACCGACGCCCCAACGCUUGAGCCGACAGAGCAACCCACUACCGCGCCAACCCUUGAGCCGACAGACCAAACCACUACCGCGCAAGCUGAUGGUGACUUUGGACCAACAAAGGCACCAGCCCAGGCACCUACACUGGCAAUUCCAGUAGCAAAUCCGCAAGUGACAGCUCGUCCUAAACCCCAAGAGGAGGUGCUGGGACCGACUGAGCCUGUGACAUUUGAACCAUCUGCCACCAUGGCGACAGACCAGCUCCAAGCCUCCAUGUCUGGUCUGAGCAUGACUCUUUUUGGGGUGGCCUCACUUGGGGUUGAGGAUAUCCAAAACUGGGAAGCAGCAGCUGCGUUGCACUCUCAAGAAAGUGUCUAUAUCAAGUGGCAAUCUAUCACUGCAUACUCAGCUGCUUUCCAAGUCUCCAAUGUGCAAGACAUAGUAGGAAGGCGGCGACUGCAGGACACGGUGACACUGCAGUACAUUCAGAGCAUAUCAUAUUCUGCCGCUCCUGGGGUGAUCCUUGAAGAGUUGUUUACGUUUCCAUUUGAUGAUCCCAGUUCGAAGACAGAGUUCGUGGAAACUCUGAAGACAUACAAAGGGGAACUGAGCAAUGUUCUGUUUGUGUCAGAUGUGGAAUUACCUUCUGAGACAACUACACAGCCUUCUUCUUCGGCCCUACAGACAGCAGACCCUGCAAUGGCACCCACAACACCGAUUGAGUCCCCAAACAACAUGACAUUGAUUAUCAUCAUUGUGGUAGUUGUUGUGGUAGUAUUUCUGGUGGCUGUUGGGGCAUUUGUAUUUCUGAGGAGUAAAUCGAGCUCUCGCGAUGGCAAAUUGCCCAAAAACGAACCAGAAGGAGAACCAAAUGCUCCCGAAGACAUGACCAAGAGUAUAUCAAUGCAGCAUGGAGCCCCUCUUGGGAGUGACGAAUCAGAACGAGUGUCACAACAACCUGCCAGAAUCCCGGAUUCCGUGUUGGAGGUUCCUGAUGCUCCUACUGGUGGUGCUGUUUGGGACCGAACUUUGAUUGAACUAAAGAGGGAGGGUGUAAAUGAUGUUGUGGGGGAUGAUGCACCCAUGACGGUCACAGCUGUGCUUCAUCAGCCUGAACCAGUACCGAUAGCAAUUCACCAAUCCGAGGCUCUUGAUCAAAAGAGAAGGAUCAGUGAUCGCUCUGACCGUCGACGUGGUAACAAACAAGGGGACAUGGUCCCUGUGGCCAAAGCUGUGCCUUUCGAUGAAACCCUGUCUGAAUCCCCACCAGAACCACCAGUAGACCAAAGAUAUCUCCGGGAGAAAGAUGAUCUCUUUGAAGCAUAACGAAGGAAUCUGGUAGGGGGUCAAGUUGAAGAGUUGAUUCCACAAUCGCUGGAUUGCUGGCCAUUACUGCCGCAACUGGUACAUGUAUUUUCAUAUGCAUGCUCUCCACGUCGUAACUCCUAGACAAACUAUUCAAUCGCAGCUUGUGUGGCGUACAGUAUCAUUGUCUUCCACUUUCCUCUCCAAGCGUCCAAAUUGGUAGUAGCC
Seminavis robusta is the source of this 3174-nucleotide messenger RNA. The record is from the annotation of a GenBank genome assembly. Lineage: Eukaryota; Bacillariophyta; Bacillariophyceae; Naviculales; Naviculaceae.